CGAACUACUUUCUUUUUCAUCUCCGCCCUUGUCAUCAUUCAAAAUCUUUUUACAUCCUCCAUCCGCCAUCCACCAUCAUCCAGACUACAUCUGAUAUUUCAGCUUCACUCCUGGAGAGCCCUGUUUAAUAUUGACUGACAUGACGCCUCGUAGUCAUCCACUUUUUAAAUCAAGGCAGAAAAUCCUUGUUGGCCUGGCGGUUGCUCUCGCAGCAGGGCUAUUGCUCCUCGAACUUUAUGCUCUUAACCAAGGCCGACAAGAUCUGAAAUAUACAAACGAGGAUCCAGUAGAUUCAGAACAAGGACCACAUCAGACGCCAGAUUACCUAUCCAAAAAUGAAGAAGAAGAUCUUUACAAUACCCCACCAGAAAAGAUCGGAGGGAACGGUAUCUGCAAUAACCUGCCUGAGCCUCGCCAUCCUCGUAAAUUGUUGAUUUCGCACAAAGACAAGGGCCAACCCAUCAGAAUUUUACGCUGGAGUUUCCUUCCAUACUGGCGCGAGAUCGAUUGGAAGAAGGAGUCCCUGAAACUGUGUCCUUUCCCACAUGAGCUUCAAAUAGCCAUUGAUCGAUACAAGGAAACCACUGUCAAAGACAUGUCACUCUCCUGGGGCAAAGGAUAUGCGCCAUGCUAUCUCUGGGAAAUUGACUAUGAUGAUGCUGGCAGCUGUGAAACCGAGCAGCAUGGCAAAAUCGAAUACACCAUCACACAUAAUUACACGCAAUUCAGGACCGCUGAUAUCAUCUGGAUGAACAGUCUCUUUCCAUUUUAUACUUCUGAGGCGCCAUGGUUUGAUGCAAAAUUGUUGCCCCCAAGGCUUGCGGAUCACAAAUGGGUGUCCAACUUCCACUCAGAGUCCGUAGCCUACUAUCCAUUCGUGGCCUUGCCAGAGUACAAUCAAUUGUUUGAUCUAACAGUAGGAAGUCCGCCCAGUAUGAUGGAUGUUCCCAUGCCAAUGUACCCAAUUUCACAUGAGAUGGCACUGGAUCUAGCGAACGUGGAGCCAUCUUACCCUUUUGACAGGAAACCAAGGGAUUAUAUCGCAUUCUUUGUUUCUAAUUGUUGGUCAAAGAACAGCCGCGAAAGGCUUAUGCAGGGCCUCAUUGAUGGAAUCGGUGCUCAUUCGUUUGGAAACUGCUUGCAUAAUAAGGACCUUAAUAGCGAACCAUCUGGCAAGAAUCCGAACUGGGAGCAAAACAAAAAGGAGAAGUUGAAGGAGUACCCUUUUGUACUGGCAGCUGAGAAUUCUAACUGUCUUGGAUAUGUUUCAGAAAAGAUCUACGACGCUUUAGCAAUUGGUGCUGUGCCCAUCUAUUUGGGUGCAGACGACAUUAAUGAUUAUGUACCUGAAGGAAGUUACAUCAAUGCGGCUGAUUUCAAGGAUACAAACGAGUUGGUCAAGUAUAUGAGGAAUGUUGACAGAUCGCAGUUCUUCAGAUGGAAGGCUGAUGUCAAACAGGAUGUUACCAAGUUUUGCAAAAAGUGUUUUGGCGAUAAAAACAAGAAAUUGGAGUGCAGUAUCUUGGAGCGUAUCGAAUACGUUUAGGAGAAAAGAGGGGGAAAGAAAAAUAGAUUAAUAAAUUAACAUUUGAUACUGUC
Lobosporangium transversale is the source of this 1599-nucleotide messenger RNA. RefSeq lists its product as hypothetical. Lineage: Eukaryota; Fungi; Mortierellomycota; Mortierellomycetes; Mortierellales; Mortierellaceae. Gene Ontology annotation, molecular function: alpha-(1->3)-fucosyltransferase activity. The coding region runs from base 140 to 1546 and encodes 468 amino acids. The record is from RefSeq and is a predicted model, not a curated record. Gene Ontology annotation, cellular component: membrane. The transcript has a single exon.